UCCAUCAGGGAACAUCAUAUCCUGAUAAGCAUAAAAUAAAAAGCAGGAAGGUGCUGCCCCCUGCUGGCUGUCAGUGAGUUCAAACAACGACAGGUGGGAACACGUCCACGCGCGCACACAUACACACCCCAAAGUAAAGUGGGAGACAAGCGGAAGUAAGAGUUGAUCAGUCGACUGUGACCCCUUCAUGACCUCUGACCCACUUAAACGCGGCUCUGUGAUUGGCUGAACCACACACACACAGGUAAACAUGGCAGUUCGUGCGGCCGCUCUGCUGCUGCUGCUGCUCGGACGCACCGCCAGUAUCGGAACCGGCUUCGGUUCCGAACCGGACUCAGAGCGCGGCAGGAUGCAGCUGCAGCGCGUGCAGAGCCUCACUGCCCACAGCAGAUACGGAGAAUGUUGGGCACAAGCCCUGGAACACUUGGACACGCGCUGCAAGGACAUGACGUCAGAGAGUCAGGGAAGGAUAGCGCUGGGGUUCACGUACUGUCACCUGAGCAGCUCUGGCAGGGAUUUCCCAUCAUGCCCUGAAGGGUCAGAUGUCAGCAGGUGUACAAGGGUGAUGGAUGCUGUGGCCUUCAACACUUACACAGAGUUCUUCACCCACACACACGCCAUCUGUCACUUCCUGCAGUCUGAGACCUGGCAGAACCGCGCUGAGACCACCAUGUACAGGUUGACAGAAAGUUCAGCAGGUGUUGCUGAGCAGCUUCAGUCCACCAGGCAGAUGGCUGAAGAGCUUAUUGAGGCCCAGAGUGCUGCCUUACAGGCACAACAGGAGAUCCUGACCAAUGGAGAGGAGCUGAGACUCACACUGAGAGACUCUACUGAGGGUCUGCGUACAGUCUUCUCUGAGCUCAGCUCUUCCUCCAGAGAGCAGCAGGUGGCGCUGUCUGAGCUCUUUAACAGAGUUUCUUUCCUGCACAGUUUCCUGUUGAUGGAGUCUCACAGUGUUAGCUCCUGCUGCUACAACGCUGCUGCUCUCUGCGCCGCCUUCCUGCUCACUGCCACACAGCGCUCAUCCAGAGCCAGGUUGCUCCUCUUGUCUCUGGUGUGUUUAAAUUUUUACCUGGAGUUAAAGAUUCAUCAGUUCAUCACAUCUGAUCAACCUGAGCAUCGUGACAUGGAGCGGCUCAGCGUGUACGUUAGCGUGUUGCGGCGCAUCAUGGCGUGUGUGGGCGUGUGUGUCCUGGUCUUGGCGUGUCUUCGUUACAGAGACCCGCUGCAGCACAGUCUGCAGAUGCUGCAGCAGCAGCUCACGCAGACACAGCACGGCCUGCAGGAGGCGCUGCAGAGAGCAGAGCGUCUCACUGACACUUGGAGGACAGUGAAGGGCACUGAGGAUGGCCACACUUCUGUCCUCGCUGCGACGCGACGCGUCCACCAGGGGUCAGAGCGACGGAGACGAAGAGAGGAGGAGCUGAGGAGGAAACAGGAGGAGGAGUCAGUGACGUCACUGAUCACAGACAGCACACACCUGUCUCACCUGUCUCAGUCUGGUUUACAGAUGUCUGACUCCGCCCUGUUGCCACUCACAGCCCAUGAUGCCUCAGUGAGUCCAGGCCGGCACGACCGCAGGCCCCGCCCCUCUCCUCUGGUGUACAGCGUCCUGGUAGAGGACAAACGGCCUCGUUACAGUCUGAGGAGUCGACGCUCGGAGACGCACUGACGCAGCCCCGCCCUGGAGGCGGAGUCACAGUGUUUCACGCAGUGUUUUUAAUGUCAAUAAAGUUUGUGUUUUAAACAGAAACAACAUCAUGUGACGUUAUGUUUGCGAGGACAAGU
This is a messenger RNA of Solea solea (common sole), 1788 nucleotides long. RefSeq lists its product as uncharacterized. The record is from RefSeq and is a predicted model, not a curated record. Bases 251 to 1672 code for a protein of 473 amino acids. The transcript has 9 exons. NCBI's taxonomy places the organism in Eukaryota, Metazoa, Chordata, Actinopteri, Pleuronectiformes, Soleidae.